Molecule: messenger RNA, 1062 nt
Organism: Carica papaya (papaya)
Lineage: Eukaryota; Viridiplantae; Streptophyta; Magnoliopsida; Brassicales; Caricaceae
Molecular function (GO): protein binding
Source: RefSeq, a predicted model, not a curated record
GGAGAGUUGAUGGAGUGUUUGUUAGUUUAGGAUGGCCCAUGGGCAUGGGGCUACCGGGGAAUCUUCCUGACGUAUUAAUGCAAUGACCUUCCUCCUCAUCUUCACAAAACUCUCUAUAAAUAUGACCUCAACAAGCUCUUGCCUAGGCUUGAACAACCAAGCCCUCUUCUUCAAUUCCUCUCUUCCCCCCAUCUUCUUCAACUUCAGCAAGCAUGGUCAACCCCACUUCUUCACUUGACACCACCACACACAAUCUCCUUCUCAAACCCCCCACCAUCAAGUUUCUCUGCAGCUAUGGCGGCAAAAUCCUUCCCCGUUACCCCGACGGCAAACUUCGUUAUUUGGGUGGACAAACUCGUGUUCUCGCUGUCCACCGCUCCAUUUCUUUCUCUGAGUUGUUAUUGAAGUUGAGGGAGAUGUGUGGCACCGUAGUGACUCUACGGUGCCAGUUGCCGACGGAGGACCUGGACGCUCUGAUUUCCAUUACCUGCGACGAGGAUCUCGCCAACCUCAUCGAGGAAUACGAUCGAGUAUCACCUCCACCAUCUUCCUUAAAGAUCAGAGCCUUCCUCUCUCUGCCCAAAAAGCCAUCUCCUCCUCCGUCAUCCAAAUCGUCGUCGUCAUCGUCGUCUUCUACGCCUAGGCUUUUAGUGCCGCCGCCAUCGGAUCGGUGUCUCCGUCAGGUGUCGGCGGCUCCCCCGGUUGCGGUCCCUCACUGGUUGGAGAAAUCUGCCGGGAAGGUUCCUCACUAUGGCUAUCAUGCUCAUGGGAAUCCUCCCCACUUCUACCUCAUCCACAACGGAAAUCACUGGCAAUAACCCAGAACGGAGAACCAAAUUGAGAACCCAAACAAAGAAGUAUGAAAACAAUACUACUGCUAUAAAUAGAUCAACUCGAAUCCAAAAGAAGAAAAAAGAAGCAGAAAAAAAGAUAUUUGAGAAGUAACUCGUAUAUAAAUAUAUAUCAUGUAAUGGAAGGGACUGUAAUUACUCGUUAAGGAUUGCUUUUUGAUGCGAGGCGAUUAAUGAAUUUCCAGUCCAAUUUCGUGUUUGGAUGCCAAAA